AUGUUUAUCUUUAAAUCGCAAGGUUAUGUGGAAGGUGCGGGACAUUUGAACCCUGGCCCUUACCGUGAUGAGUUCAUCAAAUACUACCAAGACGAGAUGAGUGUGGUUCCCUUCCUUCCAUGGCUCAGAAAAGAGGCCAGUAGGAUUAAUGAUAUCUACGUGAAACUAAAGCUGCAAGAGAAACAGUACAGGGCUGGGAGGGUAGUGCAGCGGGCAAUUAACUCCCACGAGGACAUGUUCAAACUGGAGUAUAAAGACGGCAAGCCGGUCAGGUUUAUCUUGCUUUCGGGCAUUGCUGGUAGCGGCAAGACUACCAUCGUGUCAAAGAUUGCCACCGACUGGGCAGAACAGAAGCCGGGAUCUCAACUCUCCAAAUUUACCUUUUUGGUGGCCCUGAGUAUGCGAGAACUUAAGAGCGUCCGUGAUCUGACCGAGGCAAUAUAUGACCAGAUCCUUGCAGAAGAUACGAAGCUCAAUCGAUGGUCUCUGAAAUAUUACCUGCGUUCACAUCCUGACGAAGUCCUGAUCGUGUUGGAUGGCGCUGAUGAGUAUGAUGAAAAGGGUUCCAAUUUGCCAUCUGAAGGUAACAUCAUUAAAAUCAUCACGAACGAUGUUCUUCGUGGGUGUACCGUCAUCGUCACAACACGUCCCUACAUGGUGGACAAGUUGUGUGAGCUCAAUCCUUCUUUCGUUCAUAUUGAGACCAGGGGUUUCUCAGACGGAGGAGUUCAGGAAUACAUUCAGAAGUUUUUCAAGGGCGAAGAUUCAAAGGUGUCUGUCGGGCUGUUUGUGUAUUUAAAGGCAUCUGAGACCCUUCUUAGUUUGGCAAGAACACCAAUAAUGCUGCUGCUUAUGUGUCUUGUAUGGUCAGACGAACAGAAGCUCCCGGAGAUAUUGACAGAGUUGUUUGAGGAAGCACUUCUCUACAUUUUCAAACGUUACUGUAAAAAAUUUGGUUUUCCAAUUCCCGAUGAUAAAGAGAUACUUGAAAAAAAGUUAAUGGAUCUGUAUAAAACAUUAGGCAAAGUAGCUCUUGAUGGUCUGAUGCUUCCUGGUCAGAAGUUGGUCUUUGAAGCUGGGGACUUUGGAAAAUCUGAGGCGGUUGACAAGGCUUGCAAAAUUGGAUUGCUGUCUAAAGAGAAAAUUCGAAGUAAAUUACGUGCUGUUGAACGAGUGACUUUCUUUCAUACAACCUUCCAAGAGGCAAUUGCUGGGUUUUAUUGGGCGAGUCUAGUCGAGUCUGAUAACGAGUUGUUUGAAUCUUACCUGAGUAAGGUGGUCAAGAGUAACGCCUUGGGUAUGGAGUACUUGAUGCGUUUUUGCUGUGGUGGAAAUGUCAGAGCGGCACGAUCCCUUCUUCACCAUGUUGCUGAUACUUUCAGCUCGAAAACUGAAUCAUCGGAUCGUGUUAACUCCGAUGAACCAUUUAGGAGGCUUUGGAAAGUGGUCCGUCUUCUCGGGAAUGCCUUCCCUGAAUGCCUCACAGACCAGCUCAAGAGACUUGAGAAUCUGCGGGUGCUGAAACUCGACAUCAGAGAUGGCUUGUGUUCAGAAUACCUAAACACUUUUGCAAAAGUCUUGCCAUCACUGAAUCUUCCUGUCCUGGAAGUUUCCAUUUCGGAGAGGUCACCAGUUAAACCAGAAGCAUUCCUGUCAGUUGUGCGGUGGGCUUGUGCUUCACCGUCCAUGAAUGAACUCAAGUUCCACGGGUGUAUAUGCCUGCCUCAUAGUAAUGUAGAACCUCAUACCAUGGACGCAUUGCAAACUCUGCAGCCAACCAAGAACUCCAUUCGAAAGUUAAACGUCAGUGGGACCUCCCUCGGCCCGUACAUGACAGUUCUCUUGAGACUUAUCGAGCAAAUGCCAUUCUUAAGGAGAUUAUACAUGGAGGAUAUGAGCUUUGAGGGCACCGAUUGGACUGACCUUGCGGGGGUUCUCCAGGGCUGCCAACUGCUUGAAGAAUUAAAUCUGUCCCAAAACGCCGUGGGAUGCAUGGGUCUCCAAGCUACAUUUCAGGGGACUGGGUACUACGUGCACUCGGUUCCCGUGGCCUGGGCCCAAGCCAAGGAAUUCUGCCAGAAGAUGGGAGGCAACCUGCUGAUGCCCAAGUCAUCUGAGGAGAACGCGUUCGCCAACUCAUUGCUGCAGGAGCACGGGGCGUCUACGGCUUGGUUCGACUGCAGUGAUAGGAUGGAAGAAGGGAAAUGGCUGUGUUCAGAUGAAACACCCUACCGCGACAUCCCAUAUCACAACGAAGCAUCUGAAUAUCGAGAAAGCCAAGACGCGGAUUGCGGGCUGAUCGAGACCGCGGAUCCGGCAAAUAGUAUGCCUACGCUGCACCAUGCGACUAGGAAACAACUACCGUGUGCGAGAGAGAAGCGACGGUACAGCAAGGCAGCCUCGUCAUGCACUGCAUGA
This is a messenger RNA of Patiria miniata (bat star), 2418 nucleotides long. Its product is annotated as NACHT, LRR and PYD domains-containing protein 3-like. Bases 1 to 2418 code for a protein of 805 amino acids. The transcript has 3 exons. NCBI's taxonomy places the organism in Eukaryota, Metazoa, Echinodermata, Asteroidea, Valvatida, Asterinidae. The record is from RefSeq and is a predicted model, not a curated record.